Messenger RNA from Trichomonas vaginalis G3, 2496 nucleotides. RefSeq names its product adaptor complex subunit beta family member family. The record is from RefSeq and is a predicted model, not a curated record. The coding region runs from base 1 to 2496 and encodes 831 amino acids. Gene Ontology annotation, cellular component: membrane coat; clathrin adaptor complex. The transcript has a single exon. Gene Ontology annotation, biological process: intracellular protein transport; vesicle-mediated transport. Lineage: Eukaryota; Parabasalia; Trichomonadida; Trichomonadidae.
AUGUCAAGGAUGCAAGCCAACGAGAUCUUGGAGAUGCUCACCCAACUAGGAUCUCCUGAAAUUGAACAAAGAGAUGCAGCUUUCAAUCGACUUGUCCGAUUAGAGGCAGAAAAUGUUGAUUGCUCACAGGCAUUUUUAGCAAUUGCUGGAAUAAGAACACAAGAUGUCAAAAAACAAAUUAAGAUUCGAAGGUUUAUUGGUGUGUAUGCUGAGAGAUAUUUAGAAAACGAUCCCAAAGCAGCAUAUUUAGUUUUAGAAGGAAUGAUUAGCGAUUUUGAAAGACCAGAUCCUCAACUCAAAGCAAUUGUUGUAAAACAACUCGGAAGGCUUAUCAAUGAAAACCUUGCUGACCGAUUUAUUCCUCUGAUAAUCAGAAGCUGCUCUUCUGAUGAUCCUUACGUCCGAAAAACUUCCGCACUCGCAUUACUAUCUAUAUAUAAGUACAAAUCAUCAUAUAUGGAGAAAUCCAAACUUGCGACUCACUUAAAAUGCUUAGUCGAAGACUCAAAUCCGAAUGUUGCUGCAAAUGCGAUUUCGGUUGUAUACGAAAUCAACCAAUCCCGCGAUAAACCAAUCUUUGAGCCCACUUUUACUACAAUCAACAACUUAUUAGCAUCAAUCGACCAAACAACAGAAUGGCAGCAAGUUCAGAUCCUCGAUUACGCAUGUACGUACAAUCCAGAUACAGCUAAUGAUGCUAGGAACAUCAUAUCAAGAGCAGCAACAAGAUUAUCCCACGCAAAUGCCGCAGUCGUAUUAUCUGCCAUUAGGUGCUGCUUAACAAUGAAUCUUUACAUAGAUGAUCCCGCCAAGGUCAGAGAGACUUUAACUCGCUUAGCUUUGCCUUUAGUAACUUUAUUGAAUAAUUCACAUCCAAUUCAAUACACAGCGAUCAAAUCCAUAUUGAUAUUACUGCAGCAUUACAGAAGACUCUUUUCUUCAGAGGUUUCAAUCUUCUUUUGCAAAUUUGAUGAUCCUCCUUACAUAAAAUUGGCAAAAUUAGAUGUAAUUCUGACAUUAUGCAGUGCACAAAAUGUUGGUAAAGUACUUGAAGAGCUUUACGAUUACGCACAACAAGCAGAUGUCGAUUUUGUCAGAAAAUCUAUUGCAGCAAUAGGAAAAAUCGCAAUUACGUUCGAAGCAGCUGCAUCAUCAUGCGUUGAUAAGAUCGUAGCUCUCGUAGAUAACAAGAUUGAAUACGUUGUUCAAGAAUGUAUCGUUGUUGCAGCAGAUAUCUUCCGCCGUUAUCCAAACAAAUACCUCGGAAUUCUUACUAACAUCUGUGGUGCUCUCGGAUCAAAACUCGAUGACCACAGAGCGAAAGCAGCAAUGGUUUGGAUUUUGGGAGAAUACGCCGAUAGAAUUGGAAAUGUCGGAGAUUUGAUCGAUGCAAACUUUAUCGAUGAUUACUUGGAAGAAACUCCUGAUGUUCAACUCGCAAUUUUGACUGCUGUAUUCAAAUACUUUUUGGUCGACCAAGAAGAUGGCCAAGAUUUACUUCAACAAGUCAUAACAAUGUCUACAAGCCAAGUUGAUAAUCCGGACAUAAGAGAUAGAGCAUUUCAGUAUUAUUGGCUCAUUUCGGAAGCUCCUGAUUACUGUCAACAGAUAGUUAUGCCAGAAAGUAAGCCAACGAUUAAGACCGAGCUAUUUACAUACGAUUCAGACCUUGUUGAAAAAUUAAUUCCGAAUAUCGGAACAAUUUCUGUUUUAUACAACAAAGUUCCUGAUGAGUUCGUCGAAACAGUUAAGAUUAUGACACUAGAUAGUCUCGACAAACCAGAUGGCGAUACGAAUAUCGCAUCUCGUAUGGAAAUUCCAAUUGUUGUUGAUGGCAAGAGCACAAACUCAUUAGAAGUAAGAGCUACAUUACUUCAAAUCGGCCAAGACAAUCAAAUCGCUAUGAGAAUUACGAACUUUAAUGAAAAUGCGGAUCAAAUCAAAGAUAUUGCAUUUAAUAAGAAUGUUUUCGGAUUUGCUCCUCAAAAAGAAGGUCUUCCAAAGGAUUUACCUUCUCAAAAAUCUGUUUCAUUAUCUGUCAAAUUAUCAUUUGAUGCAAAUUACACACAGGGUGCACAAAUAUCAACAUCCAUUGAUGUUGCUAUCCUUACAAAUAAUCCUUCACCAAUUAUCUUCAAAGUUCCAAUGAAAUUGGAGUCAAUUUUAGUUACAGACAAAGAAGGAGGCAAACUUGCAAGGGAAGACUUCAUAAGCGUUUGGCAGUCUAUUCCAUCAAGUAAUGAAUUGACAACUGUUGUUAAUAAUGCAAGAGUCGAUUCAAUUCCAGUUGCAAAGAAUCAGUUGGCAGGAAAGAGAUUGUAUUUCGUUGCUAAAAAGGAUAAUACAGCAUAUUUCUCAGGAAAAGCUAUCAAUAACGAAAUGUGCAUUGUAUUUCUUACAUUUUCUGAUUCUGGAGACGCACAAGCUGGCAUUAGAAUGGCUAAUCAAGUUAUUGCCCCUCUUAUCUUAGAAUUGGUCAAAAAUGUAAUUGUUUAA